UGUAAUAUUCAAAGGGCGGGACUAAAAAGAGUCAGUCGGCUCAAACGCUCUUCAUGACUUUUUCUUUUCUUUUUUAUUUUCGGCUUCGUCGAGAAAAAAACAUUUUUUUAAUUAUUGAUUUGAUGAAAUCUUGUAAAUUUGUAGCAUUAAUAAUGCGUUAGAUACGUCUCAGAUCGGUGUUCCUGUCGUUUGUCCAUCGGAUACUUGGCCAUUCUUUAUUCACAUCAUGUGGAAUUCAGUUAACGUUAUCUUUACGACAAAAUGUUGAGGAUAAUUAAGAGAAAAACAACGUUCUUUGGUCUUUUUCUGUUGUUCAUUGAUGGUGUGUUUGGUGAUGCAGAUGAAGUGAAGUCAGUGUCAGUGAUGGAGGGAGAUUCUGUCACUCUAAACACUGAUGUUACUGAAGUACAGAGAGAUGAUCAGAUACUGUGGAGGUUUGGAGAGACUCGAAUCGCUGAACUCUAUAAGAAGAACAUUGAUAUGUUUGGCAGUAAUAAGAUAUUUGGAGACAGACUCCAGAUAGACAGUCAAACUGGAUCUCUGACCAUCAGAAACAUCAGAUCUGAACACACUGGACUUUAUAAACUACAGAUCAUCAGUGACAGAGGAACUUCAAACAAGAGAUUCAAUGUUACUGUCUAUGCUCCUCUGCCUGUUCCUGACAUCACCAGUAACUGUUUAGCAUCUUCAUCAAGAUCAUCAGUGUCCAGAUGUUCAUUGUUGUGUUCAGUGUUGAAUGUGGGUCAUGUGACUCUCUCCUGGUACAAAGGAAACAGUUUAUUGUCCAGCAUCAGUGUGUCUGAUCUCAGCAUCAGUCUCUCUCUACCUCUGGAGGUGGAAUAUCAGGAUAAAAACACCUACAGCUGUGUGAUCAACAAUACCCUCGGCAACCAGACUCAACAUCUGAACAUCACUCAACUCUGUCAGACAUGUAAAGAUAGCAAUAAAUAUUCGCAGAUUUUAGCAGCAUUAAUACCUGCAGUAGUUCUGGCUGUUCUUGCAGUUGUGAUGUACUUUCUUUACAGGAAGUACAGGAGAUCAAGGCCAGAAGGAAAUUAUUGUAAACCAUCUGCACAUGCAGCUGAAACCAUUCAGACAGACCAGGACGAGGUAGUUUACACUGAAACAACAUUUGUACAAGAUGUACAAAACAAGAAGCCUAAAGGGACAGAAGAGACUGUAUACUCCACCGUCAUGAAGCACUGAUCCAACAACCAGCUUAUCAAACACUUUUGCACACCUGCAUCUGUCAGCUUUAUAACACUGGACUGAGCCGAGGAGAACCUGAAUGACCCAUUCACCACCUGUUUACCUUUUUUUCUUUUUCUUUUUUUUUGUGCAUAUUUUCAUCCCAAAAGAAGAUACUUUGAAAAAUUGGACCCUGUUUACUUUCAUUGGAUGGACAAAAACAGGGACAUUUUUGACAUAAAAAAGUCAUGCAGUUUUGGAACUAAAUACAGUAAGGGUGAGUUAAUGAUGAGUACAUAAUACUCUUUAAGUUGAUCACAUUAUAGCAGGGCCAGCCUGUCUAAAACUGAAAGAUCUGGACUGAUCCUUUUGCAUAUCCAAAUUCCCCUCCGACAAAAAUAUUUUGCAUGCAGACAUAGCAAAAGUCAUAAAGACCACAAAAAAAAAAACUGACUUUAAGUCACAACAAAUAACUUUAAUCUUGUAGAAGAGAAAUGUUGCAUGUUUAAUGCAUUGUUCUCAGAUCAGAGCCGUCUCACAUUAGGCCUCGAUUACUCUUUCUCAACUUGUCUGUAAUUGAAUUCUGCUGUAUAUCCAUGAAAUAACAAGCAGUUAUGCAGGUCCUCAGGGUAAUUUUGCUUGUGCAAAUCUGCAAAACUCCAGCCCAACCUCUGCUAUCGUUCCAGUAAUCGUUACCUGUCUGUCCUGUAUCAUAGCACAGCAAGUCAUUACAUGUCUCGUCAUACAACAUCGCUUGACACUCACAGGUUUUUCAUGUGGUGAAUUUCUAUAUCCAAAGCUCAAAAUUCCUGUUACUAGCCUACUGGUUAUUUCCAGAUUAAAUGGGCAUGUAUUUCUAAUCUGUGAAUUGAAAUUGAUGUUGAACCACAAAUUACAGCAGGUGUACAGGUCAAUAAAAUUUCAUACUUGUAGAUCUUAUCUUGAUAACAGUAUUUUAUAAAUAUGUUGGCUCCUUUCAUGCUGCUAGACAUGAGGGUGAGUAAGUGAUUUUGUAAAUGGCUUUUUUUUUUAAAAAACUUGCUUGUUUAUCCUCAUUUGUAAAUCGCACUGGCAUGUUUUUCUAUUGUUUUAAAGGGGUUUAUAAAGGGGUUAUUUAAAUAUUUUUUAGACUACAAAGAAGCACGUCUGCAAUGAUUUAUUUACUUUGUAAGUGCCCACAUCCCACGAUUCUGAUUGAACAAUUAUGAGUUAUUGCCACCUAGUGUCCACAGAAGAGAAUGGCGUCAGCGAGGUUGUGAUGGUGGCUUUUUUCUUCUGUAUCUGACGUAAUAAACGAGUAGAGCAACAGCGGUGACACCCACCAGAGCAUAAAUCAGCGAUGGAGUCACACCUUCAGAAUGAAUGUAGGAGUCUGAGGAAAGAAAAGACCAACAUUAUGAAUACUCUUUUUAUCAAAUGACUGCAUGUCUUCUACUCAUUAAAGAAAUAAAGAGAAAUCAAACACA
Messenger RNA from Megalobrama amblycephala (Wuchang bream), 2654 nucleotides. Its product is annotated as SLAM family member 6-like. The record is from RefSeq and is a predicted model, not a curated record. Bases 262 to 1206 code for a protein of 314 amino acids. NCBI's taxonomy places the organism in Eukaryota, Metazoa, Chordata, Actinopteri, Cypriniformes, Xenocyprididae. The transcript has 6 exons.